AGUAUCCUUACCUUAGAACAUUUUAUUUUCAACAGGCUGUCUUUGAUGCUGAUGAUAAAAUAACUGACAUAGUUGCACGGUGGCCCGGUUCAACGCAUGACAGCCGGAUAUUGACAGAAAGCGGACUGCACCGCUUAAUGGAGGGGAAUAAUCUGCCAGCCGGCGCUCAUCUCCUCGGAGACAGCGGAUACCCCUCAAAGAGGUGGCUCCUGACACCCUACCUCAGACCACAACCCGGUCACAAGACAAAUUACAACAGAUCACAUAAGAGAACAAGAAGUUCAGUGGAGAGAGGAUUUGGUCAGCUGAAAAGAAGGUUCAGUGUCCUUCAUGGGGAGAUGAGACUUUCACCUGAGAGAGCAUGCAAAGUCAUCACUGCAUGUGCUGUAUUGCAUAAUAUUUGCAAAACCAGGGAUAUUCCUCUUCCAUAUCUUGAUGGCAACCACAGGGUCAACCCUCCCCCACAAAAUGGACAACUAGUUCUGCCUGCACAGGGUAUCAUGGGAGUUCGAUACCGGGAACAGUUCGCAAUUACAAACUUUCCUUAGCAUGAAGUGGAUGAAGUGUGGCUGAGGCAGCUGAGGCAGCUGAGGUUGUGGUGGGACCUGUUGAUAAAGCUGAGUUGACUGAGGUGAUGAACUUGGAAUGUGAAAUACCUGUGUUGGUUCACAAACUUGUUCACAAAAUCUGCAAUGGAUAAAGAAUGUGAAAUUGAAAUACAGAAUUAAUAAAAUAAUGAAGUGUAA
Molecule: messenger RNA, 746 nt
Organism: Haliotis rubra (blacklip abalone)
Lineage: Eukaryota; Metazoa; Mollusca; Gastropoda; Lepetellida; Haliotidae
Product: putative nuclease HARBI1
Exons: 4
Coding region: 138-548 (136 amino acids)
Source: RefSeq, a predicted model, not a curated record